GAAUAAUUACUCUCUUCCUUUUAGAGCUUUUUGCUUCUCAAUCUCCGAGGCCAAUACACCAUUAUUCACUCGCUGGUAUCAGGUGGUGGUGGUAGCCGUCGUCGCAUCCCGAAUUCAAGCCGAAAACCCUUUAACCCCAGAUGGUCUUCUCUUCUUCCUUACUCAAAUAUGGACUUUGAAGCCCUAAUGAUUGGAGCUCAGACCCAGUUCUCUGUUUUCAGACUCUGGGGGUUGUCUUAUCGAGCUAGAAUGCCCCACUUUAUUGUGCUUCUUUUGUGUACCAUUUUUUGUCUUGCAACAUGUGAACCGUGCUCUAAAAAUGGCAAACAAAAAUCAGCACAAUAUGAGGCUUGCAGGUCUUAUGAAGAUAAUUUGAAUGCUGCCUUUCAAGAUGUCAGUACUGAGUAUGGAAAUCCAAGAACCUACUUAAAUAUUGAUAGCAUUUGUACCAAUUCACAAUCAUUCUGCUUCCCUUCAACUUUGCGAGGUUUCUCUUCUAAUGAUCUUAGGCUUGAAGCAGCUGCAGUCGAUGCUUCUGGUAGUCAGUAUGAUGAUUCUAUAACUGUAGGAUCAGCUGAAGAUACUAGGGAAACAAGGAAUAAUAGCUGGUCGAUGGAUUAUGGCUUGUUUAAGUUAUUUAAUGGAAGAACUGUUUCUUGCUCUUUGAAUUCAAGAGAAGGUACUAACAAGUUAUCAUCCAUUCAGUCAGAUAGUGCUAUUCAAAAUGAUGUUUCUUCCUGUAAUGCACCUUUGCUUAAUCAGAAGAGCACAAGUUCUAAGGCUAAAGUCAACAUUGAGAUAGCCAAAUCUGAUUCUUUUAAAGGUUCUUCUUCACGUCAUGUAGAAAUUAACCCUGCAAUAUUGGAUUGGGGUCACAAGUAUAUGUAUUUCCCUUCUUUAGCAUUUUUAACGGUGGAAAACACAUGUAAUGACAAGAUUUUACAUGUCUAUGAACCUUUUAGUACUGACUCACAGUUUUAUCCCUGUAAUUUUAGUGAAGCUUUACUAGGACCUGGUGAAGCAGUUUCAAUUUGUUUUGUUUUCUUACCUAGAUGGUUCGGUUCAUCCUCAGCUCACCUCAUUUUGCAAACAAGCUCUGGUGGUUUCGUGAUACAGGCUAAGGGUUUCGCCAUUGAAUCUCCUUAUGGAAUUACGUCGUUAGUAGAUGUUAAUGCAUCUUUUGGUAGAAGGUGGAGUAGGAGUUUGUCUUUGUCAAAUUCCUUUGAUGAAACCCUCUCUGUGGAGAAAGUGACUGCAUGGGUAUCUAUUUCUUUAGGGCAGACUUCCAUUUACACAGAAGCAAUUUGUAGUGUCAGAAACUUUGAAGAUCCAGAGUUGCUUGAUUUUCCAAGCAUUGAUGAUUGGUUGCUUGUAAGGAAUGGUCAAUUUGGUUUCCCCCUGAUGGGUAUGAGGCCCCUUAAAAACUGGGAAAUUGGUCCACACAGCACUGAAACUAUUAUAGAAAUAGACUUCUCCGUUGAAUCAAAAGGAAAAGUUUUUGGUGCAUUAUGUAUGCAAUUGCUAAGGCCUUCACAGGACAAGUUUGACACUGUUGUGGUUCCUUUUGAAGCUGAACUGAAUGGAAAAGCAGUACAUGAGGUAUCAGGAUCUGUUUCAGUAUCUCUCGAGAUAUUAUAUCCAUAUAAUUCCAGUGAAGCUGUAGUUGCUAUCUCUUUACGAAAUGGUGCCCCGUUCCUUUUGAAUGUUGCUAAGAUUACCGAAGUUGCUGAAACCCAAGUAUUGCAUAUUAGAUACAUGGAAGGCUUACUACUCUUUCCUGGCAGUGAUACACAAGUUGCUGUUGUUACUUGUAGUCAUAUGCGUGAUUCUCCACCAGAUUUACCUAACAUGUAUGAGAACUGUAAAUUGCAUGUACUGACAAACGACUCCACUAGUCCUCAGAUAGAAGUUUCUUGCCAGGAAAUAUUUCAUGUUUGCUCCAGAAAUUUGAAAGAUUCUUCUGUUGGAUAUAAAGGUCACUCUGAAAUUGGUGAAUCUGGCAUUAGCAGAACAAUACCCUUAAGCAGUGAUGUGUACACGCCAUCAGAGACCAAGGGACUGGAAGCAUCAGAUGCGGAUGAAUUAGUGCUAGAAAACUGGAAAUCUCAAGGUGCUAGAGGUGGCAUGUCUGUGCUUGUUGAUAAUGAGCUAUUGUACCCAGUGGUUCAGGUUGGAAGUUUUCAAGCUAAGUGGAUCUCUGUGAACAAUCCUAGCGAAGAACCAGUUAUUCUGCAGCUUAUUCUGAACUCGGGAGAGAUUAUUAAUGAAUGCAAGGGCACAGAUGGUCUUAUACAGCCUCCUUCAUCAGGUAGUUUGGUUCACGAAGAAUCUAAUAUUCCAAGUAGGUAUGGCUUUUCAAUAGCAGAGAGGGCAGUAACAGAAGCUUAUUUACAUCCUCAUGGUAGUGCAUCUUUUGGGCCAAUACUUUUUCGCCCCUCAUCUCGAUGCGAGUGGAAAAGUUCUGCCCUGAUAAGAAACAAUCUUUCUGGUGUUGAGUGGCUUUCUCUUAGGGGAUUUGGAGGUUCACUUUCUCUACUUCUGCAUGAAGCAUCUGAGCCUGUUCAGAGUAUAGAGUUUAACUUCAGCUUACCGGUUCCUGUCAACCUCUCCCCUUUGGGUAUUUUUGCUAACAUGGAAGACACUUAUUAUUCCUGUUCGCAGCCGCUGUUGAAGAAGCUAUAUGCAAAAAACACUGGUGAUUUGCCAUUGGAGGUAAGAAAAAUAAAAGUGUCCGGCAAAGAUUGUGAAUUAGAUGGUUUUAUGGUACAAACAUGCAAAGGUUUUGCUAUUGAACCAGGAGAAUUGACCGAGGUUCUGAUAUCAUAUCAGACAGAUUUUUCUGCAAGUGUGGUACACCGAGAUCUCGAGCUUGUCUUGGCUACUGGUAUUCUUGUAAUACCCAUGAAGGGUACCCUCCCAAUGUUUAUGCUCAAUGUCUGCAAGAAAUCAAUUUUCUGGACACGCUUUAAGAAAUACACUACAGCGAUCUUUGUCGCAGCAUCUUUGUUGCUUCUGAUGUUCUGGUUCAUAUUGCCUCAGGUGUUGGCCUUGGGCUCCUAUGAUUGUUUCUGCAAGAGUUACAAAGGUUCCUUGGCUACUACUUUAAGUACAGGAAAAUGCCCUCGCAGACUUAGCCUCGGAAACAGUAAAUUUUCUUUGUUCUCUGAGAUGGAUAAUUUAAUUGCCAAGUCUUCUCCUCCAGCAUGUAUGGGUUAUUCUGGUUAUCAGGUUGGGCCGCCUGAUCAACGGACUCAAUAUGUGAAGCCAAUUCGGGAAAAUGAUAAACAAUCUAAUGAUUUGUCAGAUAGAAGAAAAGAGAGAGAAUUGCCUUCAUCUUUGUUGUCACAAUCUCUACAUAUUGAGAAUUCUGACACACAAGAAACACCCCAACCUAAAAAUCUCACUAUCAAUAUCGAGAAGGAAAAGGGAAGAAGGCGACGAAAGAAGAAAGGUGUUGGCAACAAAUUGGUGGCACUUUUCGAAGUUUCCAGUAGUCAAAGUGGGAACUCUACUCCUUCAUCACCUUUAUCUCCAGGUGUUACGUCUCCAGCUGCAACACCAAAACAUCUGUGGCUGCAAUCACAUGACGCUGCGGACCAAACUAUUGAAGGUAGAAAUCAUUCACACUCUCAAGUUUGUAAUCAGCAGCACUCUGACAAGGAAGUUGUUACAAAAUCUAUUUCCAAGGCCAACACAUUGGAGUCCAAGUUUAUUGCUAAAAACCUGUCUAUCUCUGCUCAGGAGCAGCCUACAAUGCCAAGAAAAACAGGUACUCCUAGAUCUGUACUACUGCCCUCGGCUACAUUUCCUUCUGCUGGUAGACCUGCACCGACGAAUAUGUUGCACUCUUCUCCAUUUUUGGCUUCAAGCUCCACCAUUGCUCCGCAUGCACGAGCUCCUGGAUCCAGACUCGAUGAGCAGAAAGACAUGAAAGCAGUAGAGAAGGCUUCCCUUGGGGAUAAAUACACAUAUGAUAUAUGGGGUGAUCAUUUUUCUAGGCUUCAUUUGAUGGGUAAGUCAAAGAAUAUGUCUUCUCUUUUCUCUAAGGCUUUGGAGGAUGACUCUGAUAGCUUCUUUGUAAAGGGUCCACAGUCCCUCAUGACCAAGCCUCAACCAAAAUUUUCGAGUCUCCGUCAAGGGGGUUAAUAAUAAAGUAUGAAUAAUUUAUUGAA
Messenger RNA from Humulus lupulus (European hop), 4172 nucleotides. RefSeq lists its product as uncharacterized. The record is from RefSeq and is a predicted model, not a curated record. NCBI's taxonomy places the organism in Eukaryota, Viridiplantae, Streptophyta, Magnoliopsida, Rosales, Cannabaceae. The coding region runs from base 169 to 4146 and encodes 1325 amino acids. Gene Ontology annotation, cellular component: membrane. The transcript is spliced from 3 exons.